Molecule: messenger RNA, 3428 nt
Organism: Osmerus eperlanus (European smelt)
Lineage: Eukaryota; Metazoa; Chordata; Actinopteri; Osmeriformes; Osmeridae
Gene: dixdc1b
Product: DIX domain containing 1b
Exons: 21
Coding region: 196-2130 (644 amino acids)
Biological process (GO): canonical Wnt signaling pathway
Cellular component (GO): cytosol
Molecular function (GO): frizzled binding
Source: RefSeq, a predicted model, not a curated record
UCAGCAGCAGACAGUGCGAGUUAACGGAACCGACCAGUCCCGAUAACCACGGUGUUUUUUAUGCAUUUUGACGCCUUGCUCGAACACAGUUUUGCCACCAAGCGACGAAUGGAUCGCUGGUAACGGGAGGUCGAGCCGAUCCCCGGUGGUGUGUGUGUGCUGUGCGCGCAACUGAAUGUGUGGUCGGUCUGAAGGAUGAUUGCCUCGCUGUCCAAAGGGAGUCUGCUGGAUGAUGUUCUUCAGGAGGGCUUCAAUGAGCAACAGCUGGCAGCCUAUGUUUCCUGGGUGAACUCUCAACUGAGAAGGAGGCCAGGACUCAAGCCUGUCGCCGACCUCCGGCGUGACCUGCAGGAUGGAGUGGUGCUGGCCCACCUGAUCGAGAUAGUAGCGGGUGAGGUGUUGGAGGGGGUGCAUUUGACCCCAAGGGACCGUGAGGAGAGCAGAGAGAAUGUAGAGAGAGUCCUACAGUUCAUCUCCUCCAAGCAUAUACGCAUGCCCCACACCUCUGCCAGGGAUAUUGUGGACGGUAACCUCAAGUCAGUGAUGCGGCUAAUCCUGGCACUUGCCGCACACUUCAAACCAUCCGCCAAUCAAAGAGCCGCGUCAGGCUCUGGGCAGAGUCACGCGGGGGCCUCGGCCAAUCACAGACCCCUCUCCACCGUCGCCAUGGCCCAGAGCGCAGCCGCCGCCUUGGCAGCAGCACGACUCGAUGCCUCACGGCCUGGACGCCACACACACCUCCGCAGUGGCUGGAGUGUCGAUGAGGACGGAGGGGUUUGCGUCCGGGCCCUGGUGCAGCAGUACGAGAGGGGGACCCCGGAGGAGGCGGAGUCCGCACAGCCCAGCAGCCUCAGUUCUUCAAGCCCUCCCCCCUCCCCCAGAGUCCCUCCCAGCAGCCAAUCCGAGAGCAGGGAGCAGGAAGACAGCCAAACACAGGAGAACAGCAGUGAGCAUUCCCAGGUAGUUGUGCAGCCUGUCUGGGUGGACCCCCUCAGUGAAACUCUGGAAAGAGAGAUGCAGGAGACACGGAAAAUGAUUUCAGCUCUACAGGCACUGUUGCUCCAUGGCUCAUUACCUGAGGAUGAGCAGGAGCUGUCUCUUGGUCUAGGAGAGGACAACGCUGAACAUCAAUUGGUUGUCAUUCGGAGUCGUCUGGACCAGAGCAUGGAGGAGACUCAGGACCUGAAGAGGGAAGUGCUGCGCUGUCGGCAGGAGAUGAGGAACCUGCAGGGGGUCAAGGAGGCGCAGCAGCAGAGGCUGUGCGUUCAGGAGGCGUCCGUACUGCAGCUGAAACAGGAGCUGCUGAGAGCUAGCAUGGCCCGGGACGAACUGACCAGCCAGAAUACGGAGCUCCAGAGGAAACUGGAGGAGCGGAGCAGGCUCCUGAGCGAGUGCAAGAGGGAGGUGGGGCAGAAGGACAGACUGCUGCAGCAGCACAAACACAAACUGGAGGAGAGCCACCAGCAGAAGACCACACUUCAGAAGGAGCUGGAGUAUAAAGACUCUGUGCUGCAUGAGCUGAUGGGCCGAGAGCUGCACCAGCAGCAAUCUGGCGCUGAGAACAAUGGCUAUUCUCAGCCUGGAGGUCCAUCUCCUUCUGUCUCGGGGCAGGCCGAGGAGCUCCAGCUGGUCAGGGAUGCAUUGAGGAGCCUGAGGAACAACCUGCGAGACCACGACCCUCAGCACCACACCCUGGACACCCUGGAGCAGGGCAUAGCCUCCCUCACCGAGCGGCUGCACUCUCUACACACACAACGGGGGAGGGGGAAGUCUCCUGGACGCAAGGCCCCACCGUCCAACCCUGACUCCUGGCCCACGCGCUCCAAGAUGGCUCACUCCCAGAGCACCCCAGCGCUGAACUCGGCGGCCAGUACCAAGGUGCUGUACUUCACGGGCCCCUCGCUGACCCCCUUCAUGAUCAGCAUCCCCAAGAGGCUGGGUGAGGUGACUCUGAGAGAUGUCAAGGCAGCGGUGGACAGAGAGGGGAAGUACAGAUACCACUUCAAAGCCCUGGACCCUGAGUUUGGCACUGUCAAGGAAGAGGUGUUUGUAGACGAGGCGGUUGUUCCUGGAUGGGAGGGGAAGAUAGUGGCCUGGGUGGAGGAGGACAACGGAGAGGAGAGGACCUAGUGAACUCUCACCCCCCCCCCCCUCCAACACGUACAGCCCCGGCCCCAGAGACACACUGGCUGCAGACUGGCUGCCAGGAGACAGGUGGAUGGUGGAGGAAGGAAAAAAUGCAGCCAGAAGAAUGCCUGUCUGGCCAUGAGCAAGUGGAGAGUGCCAACAUCCACCGCCCUUCCCUCUUGACCACCCCAUCAGUCUGGAACUUGAACAGGGACACAGAGGCUAGACUCUGUGCUAAUGAAAAGCUCAAGUGUUUAGGUACCUUGUGCCUUAUCAAUGUGCGCAUGUGCAACCCUAAUCAUCCCCCGACGAUCAGAGUCAUGAGAUGUUAGGAUAGUGCUAGGACAUCUGAAAAGAAAUGAUGAUGACAUGGCGAUUCUCAAUGGCCAUGCAGCAGUCGAGCUGCUCUAUUGCCUUAAUGCAGUCUACAAGUAGACUAUUCACACACACACACACACACACUUGAAGAUUUGGAAAGGCUCUAACGCACCUCACACACACACACACACACACACGCUCUUGUCAAGUAGCUGACUCACCACUGCACAAGAAUACUGUAUGUCAGAAUACUGUGUCAUUGGGACUGAAUGCGGGAAUAGUAGUUCACGGUAUGCAGAGUAGAUAACACUGCAGACUAUUGGUGUCUAAUGUCAAUUUAGUUUGUUGUUGUUGUACAUAUAUGUAAAUAGAUGUAUAUGCUCUACUGUAAAUGGUCAAAGGCAGAGAACAGUUUUUUAUGUUUGGUUUCAGAGAGAGAAGUGUGUCGUUUAUAUUUUGAGACUAUGCCUGACAAAGUGUGGGACCACAGGUGGAGGGAGAGGAUGAUACGGUUGCCAGGUUGGAGAGGAGCCAGGGAGAGACUGAGGUGGAGAGGUCAGAGUAAAGUGUAGGUGUCAUAGUUCUGUUUCAGAUUGGAAGGUCCACUGGCCUGCUCUCAAGCCAAUCAUGGGUAAUUGUGAUGGAUGACAUGGAAAAAAAGGAGAAACGGAAACCAGCGUGACCCUUUGGAGGAUUGGAAUUUGACACCCCAGCCCCACAGUAUUUAACCUGCCCGUAUCCCUAUCUGACUCCUUAGUCCUCAGAGCUUUGACCACUACUGCCAGAACAGUGAGGCUGUUGUCAAAAACUGUUUCAAAACCAACAGCUCUUAGUAUUGACCAACUCUUUAACAGAUCACUCAGAAUUGUGACAGCACUGCAUGAAAUGAUGCCACCCAACCACUGAUGGUGGAGUGCAUAGAUCAACAUGAUUGUUGCACUCACAAUAUGUACACUCCCCAAUAAAUGUAUGAUUCCCAUGGA